Molecule: messenger RNA, 877 nt
Organism: Drosophila willistoni
Lineage: Eukaryota; Metazoa; Arthropoda; Insecta; Diptera; Drosophilidae
Product: serine protease 1
Exons: 1
Coding region: 19-795 (258 amino acids)
Biological process (GO): proteolysis
Molecular function (GO): serine-type endopeptidase activity
Source: RefSeq, a predicted model, not a curated record
CUAGAGAUCAUCAUAACCAUGAAGCUCCUAUUGGCAUUCAUAUCUCUGGUUGUGGCCUGUACCAACGGCCAACGCCAAAAUACCACCCCGGCGGUGCCGAGUCACAUCAUUGUCAAUGGAUACGCAGCCUACGAGGGCAAGGCUCCAUACAUUGUCAGCUUAGCCAUUCGCACCGAUGGCAGCAAUACUGUAGCAGUUGGCGAUGGAACUAUAAUUGCCAGCAACUGGGUUAUAACUGCUGCCCAUUGCCUGACGACGGACUAUGUGGUCAUUUACUAUGGCUCCAAUUGGGCCAGGCAAGGACAGAUAAGCCACACCGUGCGGAAGGAGAACUUCAUCCGUCACAACUUGUGGCCAGGUACCAAUGGCAAUGACAUCGGACUGAUCCGUACGCCAAGUGUGAGCUUCAACAACAGGAUAAAUAAGGUGGCCCUGCCCAAGUUCAGCGAUAAAAACAAUGCCAUGGUGAACUGGUGGACUGUGGCCUGCGGUUGGGGCGGCAUGGCUGAUGGCAAACUGGCCGAUUGGCUUCAAUGCAUGGAUGUGCAGAUCAUUAGCAAUGACGAAUGUGGCAGAUCUUAUGGAAAUCUUCCCUUUGGCAUUGUGUGUACCAGGGAUGACAACAAAUCCGCUUGUGGCGGAGACUCUGGUGGUCCCCUAGUCACACAUGACGAUCCCAGACUGGUUGGCAUCAUCUCUGUCGGCGGUGUAAACUGUAAAGGACCGACUGGCUAUACUCGCAUUGUUGCCCAUCUCGAUUGGAUUCGCGAGAAAACUGGCAUUGCCUAUUACUAAUAUGUUGAUAUACUUUGAUAUUCGCAUAUAUUUAUCAUAUAUUUUUUUUCUUCUAUCCUAAAACCCAAUAAAUAUAUUUCAA